Messenger RNA from Zasmidium cellare ATCC 36951, 1788 nucleotides. RefSeq lists its product as uncharacterized. Gene Ontology annotation, biological process: protein phosphorylation. Gene Ontology annotation, molecular function: protein kinase activity; ATP binding. Bases 1 to 1788 code for a protein of 595 amino acids. NCBI's taxonomy places the organism in Eukaryota, Fungi, Ascomycota, Dothideomycetes, Mycosphaerellales, Mycosphaerellaceae. The record is from RefSeq and is a predicted model, not a curated record. The transcript is spliced from 2 exons.
AUGGAUCCUGUCACUGCCGCCGGCAUUGGUUUGAGUGUGGCAUCUCUUGCCCUGCAAGUGUUUUCAGGAUGUGUGAAAGGGUACCAGAUGUUCAUCGAUGUCAAAGGCAUGCCAAAGGAAUACGAGCACCUACGAACUCGCAUGCGAAUAGAGCAGUCUCGAUGCCUCCAUUGGGGCGAGAGUAUCGGACUCAUCGAGGAGAUGCUUGACGAGCCAAGCAAACUUCUUCAGCUCAAUCACAAUCUCGUUCUGGACAUCCUGCAUCAAAUACAGACUUCCUUUCGAACGAGCCUAGAGAUCAGCUACAAGUACGAUGCCGUGGCCAAUGGAAAGGGCAUCAUGAUCAACGGGACGCAUCAUGAUUCUGCCAACGGCUCGACAAACGUUCGCGUUGAGGAGUCGCCAAAGCGCCGCCCCUUGAUUCUGCAAAAGACUUUGGACCUGUGGGAGAAAGGGGGGCGUGUAGCAUCCAAAGUGGAGUGGGCCAUGAUCAAGAAAGGCGGAUUUGAGAAGCUGAUCGCCAGAUUGAUCCAGUACAACGAUCGGAUGGAGUCCUUCCUCGACAGAAGCGCACUGGAGGAUGUCCGAUUGAUGCAGGCCCAGUCGAAUCUCACAAUGCUCCAGAUGGCAGAUAAAGUCGAACAAGUCCGCGCUCUCGUUGAAGCCAUGCACAUAGCAAGAAGCGAUGCAGACGAAGGCGUGUCACUCUCGCGAGCCACGACGUUGAAGGGCGAGCCCAGUCCGGAGGAGGAGAAUUUAGUGUCUCUGGCGGUCUUCAAAGCGCAUCAUCUGAAGAUUGAAAUGGACCCAGCGCCGGGCGAAGGUCUGCUAAUACCACCAAAUGCGCUGUUAUUCGAUGAUAAUCUCAAGCCCUCCGGCCGCCAGUCUGCAAAUCUCAGAGGCCGCCACGUGUGGGUAGAGUGGCGUGAAAGUGUGGAGGAAUGUUUGUCGCAAAAGGAGUAUCGCGAGACGGUCGAAGGGCGAGUGAAGAAACUCGCAGCAAUUCUGACUGCUCCGGACAAGCCCAAGGAGUUCAGAUCACCGCAAUGCGUCGGCUACUGUCAAAGUCAACAAGGACCAAAGGCAAGAUACGGGCUGGUGUACGAGUGGCCACCUGAAGUCGACAACACCAAUGCCGAAUUCGUGUCCCUGCGCCAACUGUUGUUCUCGCUCAAAAGGCCGCCCACCCUGAACGCUCGAGUAGCGAUCGCAAAGAUGCUGGCUGCGGCGCUUCUUUGUGUCCACGCAGUGAACUGGAUCCACAAAGAUAUUCGCAGCGAGAAUGUGCUCUUCGCAUCAGGCCCUGACCAUUCCAUCGACCUCACGAAGCCCAUCCUUUCUGGAUUCGAGUUCUCGCGGCCGGCCGUGCCAGAGGCCGUCACCGUUUCCCAUCAAUUCUCGCCUGAGCACGACUUGUAUCGACAUCCUGAUCUUUUGAAAGUCGAUGCUACCAGAUCGCUCAAAUCUCAUGACAUCUACAGCCUUGGACUGGUACUCGCGGAGAUCGCGUUAUGGCAGCCCGUCGAGGACAUCGCUCAGAUCGAAGUGCGCAGGAGGGAGAUUCCAUCGGUGAGGGCACGCAUGUUGGGUGAAAAGUUACAUGUCCUCGAGAGGAUCGAUGAGCGAGCCGGUUGGACUUACGCCGACGUGGUGAGAGAUUGCGUAGAGGGAGGCUCGGCAUUGAAUCUGGUGGCUGGUAUGAACGAGGAGGAUCCCGAUGUUGGAGCACAGCUUUCCAAUGCUCUCUAUCAGAAGGUCGUGCAGAAGCUGCAGUCAAUCAAGAUGUAG